AUGAGCGUUACCGACGACGGGCUCAACGACAUCUAUGAGGCUCUGGAUCGCUACAACUGGGACGAUGACAUCGAGUUUCAGGCCGGUCUGCACGCCAUCAUCGGCAGCAACAGCACGCCAGAACAGACGACCGAGCUAGCAUUACGGGCGCGGUGUUUCUACUAUGCGAGAAAAUACAACAAAAACAUCGACUUCAACGCCUACAAAGCCUACCGCAGCGCCCGCAACCGCCCCCCACCCACACCACCAACGCCCCAUAACGUCCUCGCCUCCUCCGUCGUAGACGAGAUGCUCCCCGCCGGCACCACACCCAACGCAUCCACAACAAGUCUACCCAUAACCACCGACCUGCCCCCAAGCAGCGACCUCCCUCCAAGCAGCUCGCCAAGCGGCAUCAUGCCCCCACCCACAACCACAGCCGAACCACCCGCACCCUACCCCACAUCCUUCGCCCACAUUGUCGAGCUAAUUACAAGCGGAAAGCCCGUACCUGGUAUCAAAGAGAUCCCGCCGACGGUACUAGAAGGCCAAGGCACGGAAGCUAGUAAGCCGAAGAGGAAGAAGCCGUGGGAGAAGGAUGGGGCGUGA
Messenger RNA from Alternaria hordeiaustralica, 588 nucleotides. RefSeq lists its product as uncharacterized. Lineage: Eukaryota; Fungi; Ascomycota; Dothideomycetes; Pleosporales; Pleosporaceae. The coding region runs from base 1 to 588 and encodes 195 amino acids. The transcript is spliced from 2 exons. The record is from RefSeq and is a predicted model, not a curated record.